Molecule: messenger RNA, 3398 nt
Organism: Hemicordylus capensis (graceful crag lizard)
Lineage: Eukaryota; Metazoa; Chordata; Lepidosauria; Squamata; Cordylidae
Gene: CD151
Product: CD151 molecule (Raph blood group)
Exons: 8
Coding region: 226-984 (252 amino acids)
Cellular component (GO): membrane
Source: RefSeq, a predicted model, not a curated record
CGGGAUUACUGCAAAGAAAGAUCAGAGUCGUCAAACAGUUAAACGCUCGGCACUGCCACUGAAGCAGCAGCUGCUGGAGCCGGUCAGGGGAGGCACUUUCGGGGCGAAGCGUCUGCUGGCAGUCUCGCUACUGCGCUUUCAGAGUUCUUCCCAGCCUCCUUCGGAGCCCUCCGCAGCCGAGAAGAACACCCGCACCGCGAGGAGAAGUUCUGCUAAAUUGUGACAAUGCGUGAAUACAAUGAAAACAAAGAGACAUGUGGGACCAUCUGUCUCAAAUACUUGCUCUUCAUCUUCAACUUCUUUUUCUGGCUGGCAGGUGGAGCUGUGAUGGCGGUAGGCAUCUGGACCCUGGCUGAGAAGAGUGAUUACAUUAGCCUCCUGCAGUCCAAUACAUACAUGGCAACAGCCUACAUCCUGGUGGUGGCAGGAGUUGUCGUCAUGAUUACUGGCAUCUUGGGCUGCUGCGCCACUUUCAGAGAGCAACGGAACCUGCUAAGAGUGUAUUUUAUAUUGCUGCUGUGCAUUUUCCUGCUUGAGAUAAUUGCCGGAAUCCUGGCCUAUAUCUACUACCAGCAGUUGAAUAUGGAGCUGAAGCAGAACCUGAAGGACACAAUGACCCAGAAGUACCGGAAGGAGGGAGAAGAGAGCGUGACUAGUGCAGUGGACAAACUGCAACAGGAGUUUAAGUGCUGUGGCAGCCAUAAUGCUUCAGACUGGAGUGACAGCGAUUGGAUCAAAUCCCCCAAUGCCUCAAUGCGGAAGUUUCCGGACAGUUGCUGCAAGACAAUAACAGAUCUCUGUGGCCGAAGAGAUCAUCCUUCAAAUAUCUACAAAGAGGGUGGCUGCAUUACUAAACUGGAAAACUUCAUUCAAGAACACCUGAAAAUUAUUGGUGCAGUAGGGCUUGGCAUUGCUUGUGUACAGAUAUUUGGGAUGAUCUUCACCUGCUGCUUGUACAGGAGUUUGAAAUCGGAGCCUUACUAGGAGCUGAGGGACAACUGACCUGCUUGACUCCAUCAUGUUCCAGCCCGUUGCCCUACCCUCUGCCCAGCAGCACAGGAACAUCAGUCUCACACAGACUUUUGCUGCCUAAUGAAAUUGUUCUUGGAUCACCCAGUGCCUCUGCCCUAUAGAGCAGUCCUCCUUUAAUGUAGCAUGGAAAGGCCAGGACUCACUCAGUCAUGUCUUUGUGGUCCAGAUACAUGGAGCUGCAGAAUUCUUUCCGCUAAAAACUUUUACAAGCUAGGCCCAGUAGGCAAUCUGAAAGAGAAAUCAAAGCUGCUGAGGCCCAGGGUCUCCAUGUUUCCCUUCCAGCCUCUUCAUCAAGAUUUCAGUUCUCCAUGGGUUGACAGCUGACCACAAGAAUGCCUGACAGUAGGAGUUUAAAUGCUGUCUUCUCACACCUAGAGAAAAAAAUGCCUGUUUGGACAUGGUGGAAGUUCUGAUGGCAACUCUCUCCCAUCCCAGAGUUGCUGUCUCUGCCAAUUGCUGUCCCUGCUGGGUAAUCUCUUCUCCUGAUCUCCCUGAGGAUGUGCCUGAAAUAUGGACGUACUAGGUUAUUCAUCGCAACCUGCUGCUUCUUCCUCAAGGUCUCCCUGUGGAGAAGGCCCCUCUGAAGAAGUCUUGUGCCUUUCAAGACAGGCAUUGGAGGACAUCCCGUUCUUUGAUUUAGAAGCCUUGGUCUUUUUUCUCUCUCUUAACUUUUGGACUUUCACAUAAAAUGGUUUCCUGCACGUAGAAUGCUGCCACAAUAACUCUACUUUGUGGAAUGACACAGAACCCUUUCCCAUAAAUAGGCUCCCCGCCUAGAAUGAUGCUGCAUUUAGUUGGGCAAGAAAUGCAUUUCUAGCUCUGUAUCCAUAGCCAAAGUCUCAUUAACCAGCCAAGCACUAUCUGUCUGGAACAAGACACAGAAUUUAGCUGUGCUGUUCAUUUGUCUCAUUAACUCACUGAUAACACUUCAUCAAAAAAUGUUGGGUUUAAAAAAAUAAAUAGUAGGAAGGCAUAAAGCAAAUUACAUAUGGAAGGGAGAAAAGCAAUUGGUAUUGCUUUGUAUGCACAGCAACUAUAUCAUCUAUAGAAGAGGUGGUCCUUUCCUAACAAUGGCUUCCACCACUAGACCUACAAGCUUUCCCAGUAGUUAUGAACAGGUCAACUUCACUAAAGAUUUUCAUAGAAAUGUCCCUUCUGUCCAGAUCCUCUCUGUAUCGGCUAUGCCCAAAGUAUUUCUUGCUCAUUUCCCAGGUUUCUCUUUCAUAUUUUAGUCCAAUAGGAAUUUUCAUUGAAUAUCUUUUCCAUGCCUCUUCCAUAUGCAGUAGCAGUACAUGCAUGUACACAUACUAUAAAGUGUAUACUGUACGUGUGCAUGUGCAUAUAUAGGCCUCCUGUACCAUUGCGAGUCUCUUGAGUUAGCUGUGUAUGGCAGGCCAUGUACAGUGGCAUCAUAUGCAGUUUGUUAAUGCUUUUGCAUUACAUCUCCAUGUGCCAUUCUUUUCAGUCACCCUUCCUCAGACUUCAUACCAGCAGCACGUCUGUGGCCUUUUCCAUACUUUUUCUGUGUAAACCACUUUGAGAAUUGUUUUGUUGGAACAUGGUAUACAAAUAAUAAAGUAUUUCAUUUCCCCCCUGAAGGGGAAAAUGCAAAUCUGAACCUAACUCCAAAUCGGAUCAUGCCCAUCACAAUCCCAGCAAUAUCUAAGCUCCUACCACCACCCCACAAUGUCCAAAGCUGACUAGAUGUGCCUUUCUCCAGCUGUACUGGAGGCCAAAAAACCAUGUGCUUAUUUGCUGUUCCAGUUGCUAGUUGUUAUUUGUCAGUGUUGUGGUCCUUGGCAGGCAAGCCCUUAACGUCGUCAACACAUAGGUGAAAAGUCUAUCAUAUCGUACCUUCACAGGGGUGCGGAAGCAGGAGAGUUUCCUCCUGGCUUUGGGCAGGAAGCUAAAAAGGUGGUUCAGUGUUCAAAAGGAACACUGCGGAGAGGUGAAAAGGAUGUCGUUAACGGAAACAUCAACAUAUAAUAUUUUAAUGCAGGAGAAAGAUUUCAUCCGAACGAUUAAAAAGGCAGUCAGAUGCCUAAAUUAUUGUGGGAGAAAGUAUUAAAUUAUUUCCUGGUAUCUUCACUAUAUCUCCCCUCCCCCCUGGAUGUUACUAUUAACUAAAAAUGGAAACAAUUAAACACAGUUGCUUGAAACAGUAUUUCAGACUGAUGAAGUGUAUGUGUAUAUAUAUAUAUGUAUAUGGCUAGCUUUCGAUUUCCCCUUGUUCUGGAAACCAUUUUGUGCCAUGGUAAGAGAGGGCCAGGUGUGCCAGUCAGCAAUCUGUGCCUGCUCUUUUCCUCGUAUAAUAACCCUGCUUUACUCAAUUUAUAUUGCUGGCCAAUAAAGCUAAUAUGACUGUA